UUCACUGAGGAGAGGAACAGCAGACAGUUGGGAGCAUUUGAAUUGAAAGAGAGAACACACAAUUAUUUGAUAAUUUAGAUAUUUUUCACCACAAUUUCAGCUCUUCACACAUCAUUUGACACAUCUGUAAUUUCAUAAACUACAGAGAGGCCAUAUUUCAAGAGUGGGUGUCUCACUGUCUGCACACUUUUAUGUGUCUGCACUUUCAGCAUGCCCUGGUUUGUGUUAAAAUGCAUGCUGCUGUGUGCGUUGGUGGGAGGGACGGUGUGUGCCUGUACGCUGAAGAAUCACACCUUGUGGAUUGAGAGCAACAACUGUGCCCAGUGUGUGGCUAUCAACACUACCAUCUGCAGCGGCUACUGUUACACACAGGACACCAAUUUGAGGGGACGGUUUGGGAGGACUUUCCUGAUCCAGCGUAGCUGUGUGCCCCACUCCCUGGUGUACCAAGCUGCCUUUGUUCCUGGCUGCCCUCAGGAUGUCAACCCAAAGCUAUAUUAUCCCGUGGCCCACCGUUGCAGCUGUAGGCGCUGUGACACACGCACUCACCACUGUGUCCGCACCAGCCGAAUCUCUUAUGACCAAUGCCCCAUGACACUUGGCAGCUUGAAGAACCUGAACCAGUCUGCUAUGGAAAUCUGACAAUAUGCUGUUACAAGCAACGUGCAUUCCUGGAAAAUGAUGCAGCUGUUAACCUGAUGUUUCUGCUUCUUUAUGUUAUUGUAUUGUAGUUCAGCUCCUUAGCUGUUCAUUUUGGGUUUUUUUUUCUAAUUUGUUAGGAAAUAAAACUCUGUGUUGAGCAUGCA
Molecule: messenger RNA, 806 nt
Organism: Seriola aureovittata
Lineage: Eukaryota; Metazoa; Chordata; Actinopteri; Carangiformes; Carangidae
Product: follitropin subunit beta-like
Exons: 3
Coding region: 211-642 (143 amino acids)
Biological process (GO): G protein-coupled receptor signaling pathway
Cellular component (GO): cytoplasm; extracellular region
Molecular function (GO): hormone activity
Source: RefSeq, a predicted model, not a curated record